AUGCUGCAGCACUCGGAGUCGCUGGCGCCGCUGAAUCUGACGCUCGUGCCGAGUCUGGACGACGUGUACAUGCAGAGCCCCAGCAGCGGCCUCCAUAGCGACGGCCUGGCCGCGCGCGCCCACGCGGCCCGCAAGAGCGCUUUCCUGUCCAUGUCGCCCGCCUGCAACUUCGAGGCCUUCAGUCUGCACUUCCACCUGCCGCUCAAGGUGGCGGCCGAGAAGUUCGGCGUGCGGGCCACGGCCUUCAAGAAGCGCUGCCGGGCCAUCGGCAUCCGCCACUGGCCGUACCGCAAGGUGCGCAGCCUCAAGCGGUCGCUGCAGGAGCUCGGCCGCUGCCAGGAGCAGGCGCCGCUCAGCGACAAGCAGCAGGCCCAGUACGCCACCUUCAAGCGGCAGCUCGACAAGCUCAUGGCCCCGGAGACCUACGGCCUGGACCCGUCGGGCCGCCUCGGGCCGCAGCACCAGGCGCACUUCCUGGCCAGCGACGAGGAGGAGGACGAGGCCGAGUCUGACGACGGCACCGACUCGCUGGCAGCCGACAGCCCGCGGUUCGGAGGCGAGCUUGCUUACUACGACUGCCCGUCUGUGAGCCGCACGGACGGGCCGGGCAAGACCGUGCACGGGGACGUCAUCCCGGCCGGCUCGACCCACCUGCGUAUCCGACGGAACCAGGUCAUGCACCUGCCGCCGGCCCACACGUCCUUCUCCGAGCACGGGCUCAAGCACGAGCCCAUGACCCGCAAGGAGCUCGCCGACGCCUACUACGCGCAGCACCAGUUCUAUAGUCAGUACGAUAGCGGCCUGGCCGGCUUCGCCAACCCGAGCGCGGUAGACAAGGCCGCCGCUCUGGUCAUGAAAGCCUCCCCCACCACGGGCCACAAGAAGCGCUAUGCCAGUGAAGACUAUCCUUCCGGCCUGGACGGCGCCGACCUUGACUUCAUCCCGUCCGAGACCAAGUACACCGACGUACGAUCUCUCAACGACGUGGACGAGGAGUUCACGGCCCAGGCCAGCCAAGUGGACUACAGUAGUGAGAGGUUCUUUGACGACGUCUUCCUGCAGAUCUCGCCCGACUACGGCUGUCUGGUCUAA
Phytophthora sojae is the source of this 1092-nucleotide messenger RNA. RefSeq lists its product as hypothetical. NCBI's taxonomy places the organism in Eukaryota, Oomycota, Peronosporomycetes, Peronosporales, Peronosporaceae. Gene Ontology annotation, molecular function: DNA-binding transcription factor activity. The transcript has a single exon. The coding region runs from base 1 to 1092 and encodes 363 amino acids. The record is from RefSeq and is a predicted model, not a curated record.